Messenger RNA from Vicia faba (fava bean), 936 nucleotides. The record is from the annotation of a GenBank genome assembly. NCBI's taxonomy places the organism in Eukaryota, Viridiplantae, Streptophyta, Magnoliopsida, Fabales, Fabaceae.
AUGAAUAUUAAUCAACAUUUACAAGUUGGUGAUGAUGAUGACGACGAUGAUGUUCCACUCCCUGGAUUUAGAUUCCAUCCUACUGAUCAAGAACUUGUAACUUUUUAUCUUCGGAGAAAACUCGACAAGAAACCUAUUUCUGUUGAACUCAUCAAACAAGUUGAUAUCUACAAAUAUGAUCCUUGGGAUCUUCCAAAAUCUAGUUUACAUGGAGCAGAAAAUGAGAGUUAUUUUUUCUGCAAAAGAGGGAGAAAAUAUAGGAACAGCGUUAGGCCAAAUAGAGUAACUGGAUCCGGAUUCUGGAAAGCGACUGGAAUAGAUAAACCAAUAUACUCAAAUGGAGGAGAAGGAAAUGAUUGUGUUGGACUCAAAAAAACACUUGUUUACUACCGUGGUAGUGCUGGUAAAGGCACCAAAACUGAUUGGAUGAUGCACGAGUUUCGUCUUCCGUCUAAUAUUGCUACCAACACAAAUCUUGAUCAUGACAAGAAUGAUAAUGAUGUUUCUCAUGAAGCGGAAAUUUGGACAUUAUGUAGAAUUUUCAAAAGAAAUGUACCACAAAGGAAACAACAAAUACCAGAGGUGAAACCAUUAGGUAGCAAGCGUCAGAGUCAGAUUAUUCAUGAAAAGAGUAGUAGAAUGAACAAUAUUGAGUUCGGCGCAAAUCAACAAACAUAUAUCAAUUUUGGUGCAAGCCACGAGCAUCGGCCUAUUAAUGAACACAAGCUCAUCAGUAACUAUACGAGCAUUGAUCAAAUGAAUCAGUUUCAUGUAGAUCAGAUGAGCUCUUCGGUGGCGCAUCAACCUCAACAGAAUAAUGUAACGCAAUCUUCAAAUUAUUGGGUUAAUCAGGCUGCUAAUGAGUUAUUAUCAUUUGAUAAUUGGGAUGAGCUUGGAUCAGUUGUGAAGUUUUCUGUUGAUUCGCCUAGUUUGUAA